CCCAUGAUGAACUUGUCUGGGGACGCGCGGCGCGUGGCGGGCGCGCGCAGCGCCGCGCCGGUGCGCGUUCAGCGUCACCCUGGCAGGGUCAACAGACUCGCGAAGAUACAGUUGGCGGCAAGAUCAAAUUGUCCGCGGCGACGCGACCGACCCGCUGCCCUAGUCACAGUCGCUCACGUGCCCGUUUCGCAAUAGGAUCGCUCUGCCCAGUGCCCAAUGCCCAAUGCGCUCCGAUUCGCAGAUGUGCAAUCGAAAUUCGCCGAAAAAUCACCUGCCAAGUCGCCUCUCCGGCAUUUUGCUCUCCUUUUUUUAAUCCGUCAUCGCUCGCGUCGCGCGCUUAUCUUCCGAAUUGAUACUUUAGUUACGUGCCAUCGAACAAUCGGUUGCAUAGUCGGGUUUCGGUGGAUGUGGUGACUUGAAAAAAUUUAUGCGCUCAUAAUGUGAACCUUUAUUUGUAUGAUAAAAGAUACAAAAGUGACCUGUUAAUUCUGACAUCCUCGCGUUUAUAGUGUUAAUAAUCGUCUUUAUUUUUCUGGGUGUUUUCAAAUUUUCUUUUAAAAAUGAUGGUUAAUUUAAUUGCUGUUGUGUCAACUUUUCUGUGGGGCUUUUCUCUCGCCCAAUUCCGCAUGGCUGUAUUCGACAAGACAACGGAUCAAAUCGGGACUUUCUACAAAUACCCAACAGAAGUUCACAAAGUUCAAACAAAAGAUGGAUAUAUUUUGACGAUGCAUCGACUGGCCCAAAAGAGCGAGAAACCUCCAGUAUUACUCAUGCAUGGAUUGAUGGAUAGCUCUGUCACGUGGCUUUUAGCAGGCCCAGGAAAAAGCUUGGGUUUUAUGCUGUUUGAUCAAGGUUAUGACGUAUGGAUGGGAAAUUUCCGAGGGAAUUUCUACUCACGAGAGCAUGCAUAUCUCCCGACAUCUAGUCAAAAAUUUUGGGAUUUCAGUUGGGAUGAAAUGGGACGGUUCGACGUACCUGCCUUCAUAGACCAUAUACUGCAAGUGACAGGAAGAGACCAGCUUCUACACAUAGGCCAUUCAAUGGGUACGACAACUUUCUACGUGAUGGCAUCAACGCUACCCGAAUACAAUGAAAAAGUCCUCGCGCAUAUUAGCUACUCACCCAUCGGUUUCUGGAGUCACACGAACAGUGCAUUUUGGAGAAGCACUGUGCCCAUUGAGAAGGCUUUCUACGAAUUCUACUUGAAAUCAAAGAACGGCGCGAUACUUAUGAAUGAUGAAGCAAACACGCUGAAAACAUUCUGUUUCUUGAAUUCGGGCACCGCGCGCACAUGUAAAAUGCUGCUCCAUCUUGCGGCUGGUUUCAACGACAAUCUCGAUGACCCAACCGUGUUCAGCGUUUACCUGAAUCAUGUUGGGUCUGGGUCGUCAAUAAAAACAGUGAUCCAUUACACGCAACUUGUCAAAUCAGGUCGUUUUCGCGAAUUCGACUAUUAUAACGUCAAGAAGAAUAAAGCUCACUAUGGUGUGUCGAAGCCACGAGAUUACAAUAUUACCAACAUCUCAGCCCCUGUUUUCUUCUUCUACGGAGCCAAUGAUGUUAUAGCUUCACCAAUUGACAUAUACAAACUGUAUCGAAUGCUACCAAAUCCAAUUGGGAUCCAAAAAAUUGAAGACCCCGAUUUUAACCAUCUUGAUUUCACCAUGGGUCCAACCGCCGCCAACCUCGUCUAUAAGAAAACUAUUAAAAUUAUGGAUAAAUAUUCUAAUUCGUCGCAAGCAUUACUCUGGCGGCAAAAUCGAGUUUUGCGGAAGACACCAGAAAUUGUAGAAAAAUUAGAAAGUUCCCCCAAACUUCCCUCGCCUACAAAAUCAAGUCCGGAAGCACCUAAAAAAACUCCCCUGAAAAUGACCCGUGGCCUCAACUCUAGGAGAAUGAGGGGUAGAAAAUUCUCCUUCAAAUUAACCUGAGCUCGGAGAAGCUAUAAGCUCAUCCCCAAACUGAACUUUUGGCGGGAGUAGCGAGCAAUGAUUCGCAAUAAAACGAUAAAGUUGUCGUGAGGUGCAAGUUUCGCGAAUCCAAUGAUGCGGAACAGAGAUCAAACACGGUGAUAACUGUAAAAUAUUUGAUAUUUAUGAAACGUCUUGAUACGCUGUACAAAAGGAAAAUUUACAGCCGACAUUUCCAAAUAUUUUAAUUUUUUUUUUUAUUUGCUAAGAAACGAGUUCUGAAGUGUGUCUCCGUGUGAAGAUUGAGUGUGUGUUCCGAUGUUCAUACUAUGUAUCGUCGAAUUGAAUUCAUUUCCAUAGUCACCGUCAUAUUACGAUGAUGCAUGUGCCUCAAAACAUUGAAUUGAUCUGUCGCAGUGAAAAGGAGACGAUUCGUUCUGUUUCAAAAUUGAGGCUCUUGGAUUAGUUUAACAUGCGUAUUCGCAAUUUGUAAAUAGAACGGGUAGUCAGGACUUUCUGUCAAGUUCUAUUGCUCGUAAAAAUGUUAAUCAUUUCGCCCUGGCGACAAAACAACUGAACUGAACGCAAGAUUGGAUAUCAACGGCUAAAUUAAGACAGCCUUCGAUAGGACCAUUCUCAAAGAUUGCAUGGAGGCACGUGAAAUUGUAUCUUCCAGUUUUGAAGGUGCUUAUAUACUCCGGUGAUAUGAUGUACGGAUUAUGCGGAAUGAUUAGUAUCUUUUCUUUGCAAGUCACGCAUACACAAAACAAUUUAUUAAGACUGAUUAAAAGCAUGAGAUGAAAAGUUAGUAAUAUUUCGAUUGGAAUGGAAUUUUUGAAGAACCACCCAUUCACCAUUUUCAUUCCAAGUCUUUGUUACCAAUUCUUUUUGAAAGAAAUGUAGAAGUUUCAUCUGAUAUUUUAAACUUUGAUUUGCAUUGAAAUUAACAUUUCAACGGAUGCUCUAUGUUUUAUCUGAGGUAUAUUGGAGGGAGGAAAAGUCUGUUAUACAGGACCUCGAAUCUAAUUGGUGACAAUUGUUCCUUCUCCUUGCUUUCCAAAUUCAUUGGAUCAGAUAUUAGCUACGGCAAACAAAGCUUGUCAAUUAAUACCACGAAGUUGUAAAUUAUUGAGUCCUAACAGCUCCUUGCCACUUUUUCAUAGUAAUGCUUCUGCUGGAUCCUAAUCCUUCAGAAUGGUUAUACUUGCAAUACAAGAUAGAUUUAAGCGUCGAAUUUUUCAUGUGUGGAUAAUUUAUUUGUUGAGAUUUUUUUAUCAUAAGGAUGCAGGAAUUUUAAACAAAAUAUCUUAUAUGAACAAGCUGAAGACAAAAAAACCUCAUCCUCUAGGAAAACAUGUGGAGCUUUAAAGUUUGAUAUUUUUCAUUUUGAAGUUGUAAAUAUUUUUAAGUACUGUAAAAAUUAGUAAAAAAGAAUGACGCCGUAAAGUAAAACCUCAGAUAAUCGCGGAAGACGGUGUUAAUGUCAGAGGAAACCACUUUAUCUUUUGAAGAAGAGACCCCUUUGAUAUGUCUGGAAGAGUUACCUGUUCCACGUAGAGGAUGAAAUUUACGGAAAUAUUUAAUUUAAAAAAAAAAAUACUCAACUAGCGUGUACAACUGUACAUAUGUUACCAAGUAGCCUGUUAAGGUGCAAUCCAGAGUAUCUGGGACGACGACUUUGUUCUCAGGAUAAGACUCAUCGUACCUUAACAAAACCAAUGUGAUACGAGACUGUACAAAUGUGUAACAUAAUUUAUAUAUAACUACCCUCCGAGCUUAAGAACAUUUAAAGUUGUGCUUAAUUUAUUUCAAUAAUGAUCCUGCUCAAUUUGACCUGAAUUUUUAGUUAUGUACGUUAAUUUUACGCGUCAAUUUUGUUUUUCACUCGAAUUAUCAGAGAUGAUGAUAUGAUGAAGCGCCGAGUUGCAAAAGCUGCGAUCCCAUUCUGCUGUCUAAUAAUUGGAAUUUAUUUUAAUUUAAAUUAUUAAUUAUAUUGAAUAACAGUGAGCCAAUCUCUGCGUACUUUCUCAAGAACUCUCUAUUUAUUAGCGUGAAAUUAAUGACAGUAGCAAGAAGUUAUAUUGUCUACUCCUUUUCAUCCAUUACUCCUACACAUUAUUGCAGCUACCAAAUUUUUAGACGGCGGAAUGGGGGUUGUGGCCCUUAACCUUCGGCAGUUUAAAUGUUGUAUGUAUAAAACAUGUUCCUAAUAAAAGGUUUCUUUUUCUCGUGAUAAAA
Bemisia tabaci is the source of this 4148-nucleotide messenger RNA. RefSeq names its product lipase 1. NCBI's taxonomy places the organism in Eukaryota, Metazoa, Arthropoda, Insecta, Hemiptera, Aleyrodidae. Gene Ontology annotation, molecular function: hydrolase activity, acting on ester bonds. The record is from RefSeq and is a predicted model, not a curated record.